Olea europaea var. sylvestris is the source of this 390-nucleotide messenger RNA. RefSeq lists its product as uncharacterized. The transcript has a single exon. NCBI's taxonomy places the organism in Eukaryota, Viridiplantae, Streptophyta, Magnoliopsida, Lamiales, Oleaceae. The coding region runs from base 1 to 390 and encodes 129 amino acids. The record is from RefSeq and is a predicted model, not a curated record.
AUGGUAGAUUUAACUGAUGACACAUGCACUUGUAAAAAAUUUCUGUUGGAGACUUUUCCAUUUGAGCAUGUAGUCGUGGUUGCUAUGUAUCGAGAAUUCGCUGCUAGAACAUUGUGCUCUCAUUAUUACACAACUGAUUAUUGGAGAGUUGCGUACCCUGAGACAAUAUUUCCUCUGUCGAACGAAGUUGAGUGGGAAGUCUCCGACCAUAUUCAUUCACUCAAUACAUUGUUGCCACCUCUCAUUGAACCUCGUGGUCCUGGAUAUCCAAGUACGUCUAGAAUACUAUCUACCGGAGAAUUUUCUCGACAGUGUAAGUACAGUCGUUGCAAAUCAGUAGAGCACACUCGUCAAUAUUGUACAAGUCAUGUUCUUCUCAAUGACAUUUAG